Messenger RNA from Corythoichthys intestinalis (scribbled pipefish), 6574 nucleotides. It is a transcript of the gene srcin1a, whose product is annotated as SRC kinase signaling inhibitor 1a. Lineage: Eukaryota; Metazoa; Chordata; Actinopteri; Syngnathiformes; Syngnathidae. The transcript is spliced from 21 exons. The record is from RefSeq and is a predicted model, not a curated record. Gene Ontology annotation, cellular component: cytoplasm; actin cytoskeleton; postsynaptic density. Bases 517 to 4458 code for a protein of 1313 amino acids. Gene Ontology annotation, biological process: regulation of dendritic spine morphogenesis.
GGACUCGUGCCUGUGUCUUUAAGAGAGAAAGGACAAUUUUUAAUGUGGAAGCGGAGAAGAGCCAGUGAGAGAGCAAGGUGUGAAUUUAUCAACAUUUGUGCCUCCUUUCCCAAGCUGCGUGCUGAGUCUCCAUGCACCGGCAUGCGCCCUCUCGCAAGGCUUCUGAAGAGCAAACCCUCUCUCUCUUUGGCUCUGUCUCCCUCACUCCCUCCCACCCGGGCGCUCCCUGACACACACCCAUACAUACAAAAAGCACGCACGAACACGCACGCACGUGCCGGCAACCAGACGCACACACCGCAACCGGGGAGCGCCGCCGCUGGACCGCGGGCAUCUCGUCAAAGGAAAGGGAAGGGAGUCCGAGCGAGGGCGAAGGGACAAAAGGGGAAAGGAAGUGGGAGAGGAGCGAUUGGAAGCGGGAAAGGAGCGACCUUUACGCGGAGCCAGAAAAGAAGGCGGGAACCAGCAAAGGGGAAACGCGAUCACUGUCACGGCUGCAGCGCUCCUUGACGCAGCAUGGGCAAUGCACCAUCCCAAGCACAUGCCAGCAGGGCCUGUUAUCCCAAACAAGACCCAGAGCGAGGCGGCACUCACAUGAUCUCCACAGAUGACCUGGAGUACCCGCGGGAGUAUCGGACACUGGGCAAUAGCGGCAGGCGCUUCUCUAACGUGGGCCUGGUGCACACGUCGGAGCACCGACACACGGUGACGGCGGCGCAGAGCCUGGAGGCGCUCACGAACCUACACAAGGCCGACAUGGAACGCAAGCGGGACGCCUUCAUGGACCACCUGAAGAGCAAGUACCAGCAGCAGCAGCAGCAGCUGCAGCAUCAGCACCACAACCCGCCAUCACCUUCGCAAUCGCACGCGAGCAUGAGGGGAGGCUCGGAGAGGGCUGCGCGAGAACAGCAACAACCCAACUACUGGAGCUUUAAGAGCCGCAGCCCCCGCCAUUCCCAGUCCACCCAAUCGGGGCUCGCCGACCAGGCCGCCAAGCUGUCCUUUGCCUCCGCCGAGUCCCUAGAGACCAUGUCCGAGGCCGACGUGCCCAUCGGCUUUAACAGGAUGAAUCGGUUCCGCCAGAGUCUGCCCCUGUCGCGCUCCGCCAGCCAGAAUAAGCUACGGUCUCCAGAUGAAUAUGCAGGUGUGCUGUUCCUGCAGUACGGCGACGAGACGCGCCGUGUGCACAUCACCCACGAGCUGAGCAGCCUGGACACGCUGCACGCCCUCAUCGUGCACAUGUUCCCGCAGAAGCUGACGGCGGGCAUGCUCAAGUCGCCCAACACGGCUGUGCUGAUCAAGGACGAAGCGCGCAACGUCUUCUACGAGCUGGAGGACGUGCGCGACAUCCAGGACCGCAGCGUCAUCAAGAUCUAUCGCAAGGAGCCCAUCUACGCCUCCUACCCGGCUGCUGCACACCUGGCCAAUGGGGACCUGCGGAGAGAGAUGGUGUAUUCGUCCCGCGACUCCUCUCCGACGCGCCGCCUGAACACGCUGCCUUCAUCGUCAGGCUCCUCCGGCUCGCCGUCCCGCUCGCGCCUGUCCUACAGCGGGGGUCGCCCGCCCUCUUUCGCCGGUUCCCACGAGCAGGCCCGGCAUCCUCACCACGUCGCCGCUAACGCGGUCCUCUCACCCUCGCCCAGCGCCAUCCUGGAGCGGCGAGACGUCAAGCCAGACGAGGAGGUCUCAGCAAAGAACUUGGCGCUGAUGAAGAACGAGUCACUGUACGCCGACCCCUACAGCCUAAUGCACGAGGGCCGCCUCAGCAUCGCCUCCACGCAGUCCCUUGCGGCCAUCGGCGACCCCUUUGCUUUCCCUGUUUCCACGGGCUUGUACCGCCGCGGCUCCGUGCGGUCGCUUAGCACCUAUUCCGCCGCCGCACUGCAGGGGGAACUGGACGACGCGCUCUAUAAGCCCGGCGGGUCGCUAUACUCCGACACGUACUCGGCCACGCUAGGCAUGGGCUUCCGCAUGCCUCCGUCGUCCCCACAGAAGAUCCCCGACAUGCACUUGCGGGAUAGAGACUCGUACUCCGUCUCGCCCAGUAGGGCUUCACCCGUCAGGCAGAACUUUCGCAAGGACUCUGCAUCCUCCUCAGUGUUCGUGGACAGUCCCAAAUCCAGACCCGGUUCCGGCUCAGAGCCUCUCUGCCUCACGGCCGGACCUGGAGAGGGAGGCAGGGCCACGCCUGGUUUUUCGUUGUCUGGAGCAGAUGCUGAUGUGAGCAGGGAUCACCGUCUUGAGCGCAUGGAAGCCAUGGAGAAACAAAUCGCAAGCCUGACCGGUCUGGUCCAGAGCGUGCUGACCAGAGCACCGGACAGUGAUAGCACAUGCGGCCUGCUGCGUCUCUGCAUGAUGGCGGGCUGCCCCCCGGACCAGGGAGCCGACUUCUCACGGACAUUACCUUUCUCUUCCAGCGACAAGACUGACACCAACAGCGACGGCUCCGCCACAGGAACGGGACGGCUAAAGAAGAAAGCUCACACGCCGUCGGCCCCACUGGCGCUGAUGCCUCCGCCGCCGUCUAACUCCACGCCGUUGAACAACGUCAGCCGGCUGCAGAUGCAGCUACACCUGCACGGGUUGCAGCAGAACGCCAACGACCUGCGAAAGCAGCUCGGACAGCUGCGCAAGACGCAGCUGGAGAACCAGGACUCUAUGCGCAAGCUGCUGAAACGCACUGAAACCGAGCUGAACGUGCGCGUGGCCGACGCCCUUCGCAAGCAGGAGGACCCCCUUCAGAGGCAGCGCCUCCUGGUGGAGGAGGAGAGGCUCAAGUACCUGAACGAGGAGGAGCUCAUCAUCCAGCAGCUUCAUGACCUGGAGAAGUCGGUGGAGGACAUCCAGAAGGAGUCGUCCGUCAACCACAAGCUGGUGAGCGUGCAGGAGCUGGAGGAAAAGACGGCCAUCCUCCGAAAGUUGGGCGAGACACUCACCGAGCUCAAGAAUCAGUUCCCCAGCCUGCAGAGUAAGAUGCGGGUGGUGCUCCGGGUGGAGGUGGAGGCUGUCAAGUUCCUGAAAGAGGAGCCACACAGGCUAGAUGCCCUGCUGAAACGCUGCAAGACCAUUACAGACACCCUCAACGCCAUGCGAAAGCAAGCCAAUGACGGCGUCUGGAAGAAGCAUGAGGACUUCACAUCAGCCAAGCACAACGACGAGCUAAGAAGGUUCCCGGACUUUGACCUCCCGAGCAGCCCGCCGCUUGCUAUCAACGACCUGGGAGGAGGAAACAGCCUGUCCAAUUGGAGCCCGCACACCAGCCUGGCACGCCGCCACCACGGCAACCCGGCCGGCCCGCACAAGGACAAUCACCCGCCCGUCCCUCACAAGGGCAAAGCCCUGGAGGAGCUGGAACGCCGAAGCGCUGCUGAUAAAGCGUCGUCUGUCGAAGUUCGCCUGGCAGCCGAGCGGGACUGGGAGGAGAAGAGGGCCAGCCUAACCCAAUACAGUGCUCAAGACAUCAACCGGCUGCUGGAGGAAACCCAGGCCGAGCUCAUGAAGGCUAUACCCGACCUGGACUUUGCCGCUAAGCAGAUCAAGCCUUCCUCCAAUGCCACACCCUCGCAGGUGCCGCAGACCCCUCCAAGCGGGACUGCUACCCCCGAGCACCGCACCAUCAACAGCAAGCCCCUGCAGAAGAAGGAAGGAGGCUCUAGGCUUGGAUCCGAUGAGCUGACAGUGCCGCGCUACCGCACAGAAAAACCCUCCAAGUCGCCACCUCCGCCACCACCCAGACGCAGCUUCCCUUCUUCUCCCGGUCUGAUCACCCGCAGCGGGGAGCCCCUCAUUCCCGGGAAGUGUGUCAAGAAGUCUGACUCUGAGGAAGCGGAGAACCAAAAGCCACAUGUAAAACUGAGGAGGACAGUGUCUGAAAACCCUCGUCCCGCAUCCACGCCUCCUACUUUAUCCGGGGACAAGGCAGACGCAGAACAGGAGAAAACUUCUGCCCAGUUAGAGGGAGGGAAUGCCGCCCUGUGCAAAAUCCCGCCGGCCCCGGCCUCCAAACUGAAACAGCUGCAGCAGCAGAACAGCACGGACAAGUACAAAAGCGGCAAGAGGGAGGACUUCCUGAAGGCCCAGCAGCAGGGAGCCGCCCUUGGCGCGGAUUCGGGCGUCCGCCGCAGGAGGGCGGAGGGUCCCGCGCUGAGGGCGUCGCCCGGCCAGGCCAAGGCGCUGCUGGCCAGCCUGUCGGCCGCUGGCCUGAGCGCCGAAGCCCUGCUGCUGUCCUCCGCCCUGCGCCGGCACCGCCUCCUCCGCGAGCAGCAGCAACGGGCAUCCGCGUCCUCCCUGCCCUCGCCGGGCAGCCGCUCCCCGUCGCCCGCCUCCUCCUCCUCGCAGACGCCCAGCGCCACCCUGUCGUCAUCCUCCUCGCCCACCACGCCCGUCUUGUCGCCGUGUUCGCCCACAUCGCCCACUUCGUCCAAGGCCGGUCUGGAGGGGCUUAAGAAUGGACAGUAAGGGCAAAAAUGGCAGAAUUCCCUUUUUUGGACCACUCUCGCGUUGUUCCGUCGGGUGAAAUAUUAGGACCAAACAAAGAAAAAUAUGACUAGGAAAUUGAAAUAUUAUGGGAAUAAAAUCGUAAUGUUUCGUAAUAUAUUGAGAAAAAAGUCGUGAUGAGACGAAAUUCAUAAUAUUAUGAAGAAAGAGUAACAAGAUUAGUCAUUGUAUUGGGUAUUGCAGUGAAUUUAGUUAAAUUAGCUACUACAUUCUUUGCAAAGCAUUUCGCCAAUUAGGUUAAAAUCAACAAUACUGAGAGCAUCUCUUGAGGCUGUAUAUUAGAAUGUUUGGUAAAAUUACAGAACAUUACGACUUUUUUUUCACAUGAUAUUACGACUUUAUUCCUGUAGCACUACAUUUUUCUCUUAAUUUUUAUUUGUUGGUCCUUAAUACCUCAUCGUAGUUCCUGAAGUCCGUUAGGGGAACUUUACACCCCGACGCACAAAACUGGACCUUUCCCACCUUAAUAAGCUGAUCCUGUUUUAACUCAUUGGCUGCCAUUGACAGUUUGUACACUGGUAAAUUUGGCAUAUUACCGCUUAUUACACUCUUCUAAUUGUUUUAAUGUUAUUUAAUGAAUUAGCUGCCAUUAAAGGUAAUAGACGGCCAAUACAUUUUGAUUGUGAGAGGGCGAAUGAACGUUCGUUCAUUUACUCCGUCCGAGUCAAAAUGGAUUGGCUGUCUAUCACUGUCCAUGGCAUUUAGGCAUGAUCAUUCAAAGCCAGCUUUUCCAGUUUUAAUAGAUUGGAAAUCUUUUGCCGUCAAUGGCAGUCAAUAAGUUAAAACGUAGAUGCAAUAAUCACCACGCGAGUCCUCUCAGCAUGCAGGUGCACCUCAAUACAUUUGAAUAGGGCUGGGUGACAUGGCCUCAAAAUAAACUGACCCACCCCCGACCCCCGUUGAAAACAUCUAAAAGUGCAAAACCCCCUUUAUUAAUGUUAAAUAUAAACUUUUUCUCUCCCUAUUUGUACUGUCAGCCCCUAAAUACAAAGUAAUUACUAAAGCUGGGAAAAAAAUAUCUGGCGAUAUAUCGUGAUCCUUUAUGUCCCAAUACCCAGUAUCGAUAUUUUUUUCUGAUUAUCGAUACUGUCGAUACUACCGGCCACAAACCUACAAACUAUAGAUGUCCCGAUCCAGUCACUCUCAGUCCUGCUGCUUUUCUUGGUCUGCAGUGCGCUGGAGUUUGCUUGUUAAAGUUAAUGAUUAGGGUUGUUCCGAUCAUGUUUUUUUGCUCCCGAUCCGAUCCCGAUCGUUUUAGUAUGAGUAUCUGCCGAUCCCGAUAUUUCCCGAUCCGAUUGCUUUUUUUUGCUCCCAAUUCAAUUCAAAUCAUUCCCGAUAAUAUUUCCUGAUCAUAUACAUUUUGGCAAUGCAUUAAGAAAAAAAUUAAUAAAACUCGGACGAAUAUAUACAUUCAACAUACAGUACAUAAGUACUGUAUUUGUUUAUUAUGAGUAUAAAUCCUCAAGAUGGCAUUUGCAUUAUUUACAUUCUUUCUGUGAGAGGAAUCCACGGAUAGAAAGACUUGUGACUUUGUAUAUUGUGACUAAAUAUUGCCAUCUAGUGUAUUUGUUGAGAUUUCAGUAAAUGAUACUGUAGCCAUGCCCAAAUGCAUGAUGGGAAGUGGAACCAUGACUGUGCGUAGUGCUACCAAUAGAUAUAUCUUCUCUGCGUUGGGAAAUAACAUAAGGUGUUAAGAAAAAGAUCAAUUGCUACCUUGCUUCCCCACAUUGCUUCCCAUGAUAUUUCUAAUCGUAGGGAGAGGGAUCGUAAGGCUUUAGCCAAUUAAAGGCUCCAAAGGCUGCCAAAAUUCACUCUGCUCAUUUUAUGCUGCCUUUUAUCUCUAUAUAGGUAAAAUGGCGCCAUUACAGAUUGAGCGCGACAAUGAGUGAGUGGGUCGUGCAGUGCAUGCAUGAAAUGCGUUAAAUAUUUUAACGUGAUACAUCUUUUAAAAAAUUAAUUAACGUCGUUAUCGGGAUAAAUUUGAUAACCCUACCUUAAGCCUAAACUGAAGACUCUGGAUGAGUGUAACAUAUUAUGUCUGUAACAUUAAAUACAAUUUGAAAACGAUUUAAUUAAA